Molecule: messenger RNA, 1722 nt
Organism: Aspergillus niger
Lineage: Eukaryota; Fungi; Ascomycota; Eurotiomycetes; Eurotiales; Aspergillaceae
Exons: 9
Coding region: 1-1722 (573 amino acids)
Cellular component (GO): cytosol
Molecular function (GO): asparagine synthase (glutamine-hydrolyzing) activity
Source: RefSeq, a predicted model, not a curated record
AUGUGUGGUAUCUUCGCGUGUCAUCAUCACCCCGAUGUGCAAAAAUUCAAGCUUACGGCCCUGCGCAUGGCCAAGGCUUUGCGCCACCGUGGUCCCGAUUGGAGUGGAAGCUGGAUGUCUGACAAGACCAUCCUCGCGCACGAGCGACUGUGUAUCGUCGGUGUUGACUCCGGUGCCCAGCCCCUUGUCAACGACGAUGGCUCCCUUGCCUUGGCCGUCAACGGCGAGAUCUAUAACCACCGUAUCCUCCGGAAGGGACUGAAGACCAAGUAUCAGUUCAAGACGCAUUCCGACUGUGAGGUCGUCAUUCCCUUGUACAUGGAACACGGACUCGAUGCUCCCAAGCACCUGGAUGGCAUGUUCUCCUGGGUUCUCUAUGACAAGAACCAGGACAAGGUUGUCGCCGCUCGUGAUCCCAUCGGUAUCACCAGCUUCUACAUUGGCUGGUCCUCUGAGACCCCCGGAGCCGUCUACUUCGCUUCCGAGCUGAAGUCUCUCCACCCGGUUUGCGACAAGAUCGAGGCUUUCCCUCCCGGCCACAUCUUCGACUCCAAGACCGGCUCUUUCACCCGCUACUUCCAGCCUACCUGGUGGGAUCCCGCCAACGUUCCCUCCGCCCCUGUCGACUACAAGGUCAUCCGCGCUUCCCUCGAGAAGUCUGUUCGCAAGCGUCUGAUGGCUGAGGUCCCCUAUGGUGUCUUGCUUUCCGGUGGUCUCGAUUCCAGCUUGGUCGCCUCCAUCGCUCAGCGGGAAACUCUGCGUAUGCAGGAGGCCGCCAGGGCUGCUCAGGCCCAGGGUGCUGAGCUGAACGAGUUGGUCGGCAUUGACGACUCCAACGAUCUGUCCACCGUCACCACCUUCCAGCAGCUGCACUCCUUCUCGAUUGGUCUGCCUGGUGCCCCCGAUACCGAGGCGGCCCUCAAGGUGGCCAAGUUCCUCGGAACCAAGCACCAUGCUUUCACUUUCACCGUUGAGGAUGGUCUCAACGCCCUCUCCGACGUCAUCUACCACCUGGAGACUUACGAUGUCACCACCAUCCGUGCUUCCACCCCCAUGUACCUGCUCAGCCGCAAGAUCAAGGCUAUGGGUGUCAAGAUGGUUCUCAGUGGUGAGGGUAGUGAUGAGAUCUUCGGUGGAUACCUUUACUUCCACGCUGCUCCCGACCGUGAGGAGUUCCACAAGGAGACUGUCCGCCGUGUCAAGAACCUGCACUUGGCGGAUUGCCUGAGAGCCAACAAGUCCACCUCUGCCUGGGGUCUGGAAGCCCGUGUUCCUUUCCUGGACAAGGAGUUCCUUGAGACUUGCAUGGGUGUUGACCCUGCCGAGAAGAUGAUCACCAAGGAGCGUAUUGAGAAGUACAUCCUGCGCAAGGCGUUCGACACCACCGACGAGCCCGACGUCAAGCCCUACCUGCCCGACAACAUUCUCUGGCGCCAGAAGGAGCAGUUCAGUGACGGUGUCGGCUACAGCUGGAUCGAUGCCCUCAAGGACCAGGCUGAGGCGCACGUCACCGACGAGAUGAUGAAGAACCCCAAGCCCGAGUGGGGUAGCGAUAUCCCCGACACCAAGGAAGCCUACUGGUACCGCACGAUGUUCGACGAACUUUUCCCAGCUUCUUGUGCCGGCACUGUUGAGCGUUGGGUACCGACCUGGUCGAAGCAGACCGACCCGAGUGGCAGAGCUAUUGCGACUCACAACGCCAAGUAUGAAAACGCCGUUUAA